AUGCUUGCACUUUGCACACACUCUUUCGAAUUUGUUUACUUUGUUUACCCAGGGUGGAACUCCUGCACUGCAGCUGAAGUAAAUCGGAAAACAACCCCUACAGAGAAGGAAGGGCGUCGUGUCUAUGUCUCGGAGAAGAAGAACCAUAAAAGUUCCCUUCCUAGCAUCAUUUCGCACCGGACCGACUUCCGCCCCGCCUGCGUGGUCCUUGCAGCAACCCUGCACCCACCGAUCCAGGUGUACGGGUCUCACUCUCCCAGACAGAUCCAGGGAGUGAGAAUCGUGCAGGAUGGAACGGGCAGCGGGGACGGGCAGCGGGGCCGCGCAGGGACGCAUGGCCCGCUCUGCUGCAGCUCGGAGGUCGGCGAUGACCCUUUGGGGACUUUCUCUGCUUCUGCCGAAAGCUUCUAA
Penicillium argentinense is the source of this 411-nucleotide messenger RNA. RefSeq lists its product as uncharacterized. The transcript is spliced from 2 exons. The coding region runs from base 1 to 411 and encodes 136 amino acids. NCBI's taxonomy places the organism in Eukaryota, Fungi, Ascomycota, Eurotiomycetes, Eurotiales, Aspergillaceae. The record is from RefSeq and is a predicted model, not a curated record.